Messenger RNA from Megachile rotundata (alfalfa leafcutting bee), 1481 nucleotides. Its product is annotated as beta-1,4-N-acetylgalactosaminyltransferase bre-4. Gene Ontology annotation, molecular function: galactosyltransferase activity; N-acetyl-beta-glucosaminyl-derivative 4-beta-N-acetylgalactosaminyltransferase activity. Gene Ontology annotation, biological process: carbohydrate metabolic process; glycosphingolipid biosynthetic process. Gene Ontology annotation, cellular component: Golgi apparatus. The record is from RefSeq and is a predicted model, not a curated record. NCBI's taxonomy places the organism in Eukaryota, Metazoa, Arthropoda, Insecta, Hymenoptera, Megachilidae.
GUUUUGCGUGCAGCAAACGGCUGCUGUCGCAACAAUUUCUGCACAUUCGGAAUCUACAACGAUCGAUAGCAAAGAAGCGUCAGGAGCGGAAAGCGUACAGACGGAGAGAGCACGACAACGACGAGGAUAACGGCUACGACAACGACGUCAGCCUGCAGGGAGCGCCUCGUCCAGUACGGCGCUCUUCUAACGGCGAUACGAAGGAGUUAUGGUGUCUCGCAAAUGCGAUGACUGCGGCCGCAGCCGUGGCACCGUGGCAUCGUGCCCACUUUUACAAGGCGAUCGUCUGCGUCGUCCUCGCCCUGAUUGCCAUUCAGUAUUUACUUAGCGGCGUUAUCGAUCGUCGAUCCAUCGAGACCAUUUUCACGAUUAACGCUACCAGGUACGCGGAUCGUACGUACAGGCACCAUCCUCGUGGACUGAUCAUUUACGGCCCCGUUACGGUAUCGAGCAUACCCGCUAGCAGUAAUGCGACUGCCUCGACUUUCUUAUGGGCUGGCAAAGCUAAUUCCAACAACGUCUCGAAACUGGACACCGGUUUUCCCACUCGAAACGCGUACAUCGUUGGAAGCUCGCUAGAAUCCUCGACCGCGAAUUCGACGAACGGCACCGCGAUGCAACAAUGCCCGCUCAUUCCUCCGAAUCUGGUUGGACCGCUGGCGGUUAGCAAGUCACCGCCGGAAAUGUCGCAGAUGGAAAAGCAGUUCUCCGAGGUGAAACCGGGCGGCAGAGGUUACCCGAGCGAUUGCCUCGCGAGGUAUCGCGUUGCCAUUAUCGUUCCGUUUCGAGAUCGACCGCAGCAUCUUCAGGCGUUGCUCUACAACCUUCACCCGAUGUUGCUGCGUCAGCAGAUCGACUAUCAAAUAUUCAUAGUCGAACAAAAAGGCAGCGAAGCCUUUAAUCGCGCGAUGUUGAUGAACGUGGGAUACGUGGAAGCCUUGAAGGAACGGCCUUUCGACUGCUUCAUUUUUCACGACGUUGACCUGCUUCCGGAGGACGAUAGAAAUCUGUACACGUGUCCGGAGCAACCGAGGCACAUGUCGGUCGCGGUGGACAAGUUCAAAUACAGGCUACCGUACGCCGAUUUGUUCGGCGGCGUGUCGGCGAUGUCGCGCGACCACUUUCGUCUGGUGAACGGGUUCAGUAACGUGUAUUGGGGUUGGGGCGGCGAAGACGACGAUAUGGCGAACCGUAUCAAAGCGCACGGGCUUCAUAUAUCGCGGUAUCCCGCCAACGUGGCGCGCUACAAGAUGCUCACGCACAAGAAGGAAAAGGCUAAUCCAAAGAGGUACGAGUACCUGAAGACGGGAAAGAAGAGAUUUACCACGGACGGACUGAGCAAUCUCCAAUACGAGCUGGUCGACAAGCAAAAGCCGAAAUUGUACACGUGGUUGUUGGUAAAGUUAACGCCUCCACAGCCCAGCUGAUGGCUAUCCUGGAUCGGAUAACGACACGUAGAAGUCGAUCGUCCGAUCGGCACG